Chelmon rostratus (copperband butterflyfish) is the source of this 2893-nucleotide messenger RNA. RefSeq names its product coiled-coil domain containing 61 (gene ccdc61). Gene Ontology annotation, cellular component: centrosome. The record is from RefSeq and is a predicted model, not a curated record. The transcript is spliced from 13 exons. NCBI's taxonomy places the organism in Eukaryota, Metazoa, Chordata, Actinopteri, Chaetodontiformes, Chaetodontidae. The coding region runs from base 212 to 1753 and encodes 513 amino acids.
GAAUUUAACGGUUCCCGGUUGUUGAACCGCCCCAGCCUCCACGGUGCCGGUGGCUUACAAAUUGUUUUGGACUGUAUUGCACCACUGGUCAAGCGGCUAACGUUCGCUGUUUUACUUCACUAAGCUAACGCACCGCUAUGUUUUUCCAACGAGAAGCUAUGUGUUGACAUUGAGGAUUGAGGAUCAAUACUGCAACCAAAGACCCAGAGUGAUGGAGGAGGGCUCUGAGGUGAUGGAGGAUAUUGUAUUUCGAGGAGUGGAGUUCUCUGUGAAGACUGGGGUGGACAAGGGUCUGCUGACAGUGGAAAUCUCUGACUCACUGACAGCAGAUCAGUGGAAGGGGGACUUUGAUCCAGCAUACAUUGAGGAUCUCACCCGCAAAACUGGCAACUUCAAGCAGUUCCCCAUUUUCUGUAGCAUGUUGGAAUCAGCUGUUAGAAAGACGAGUGAUUCUGUUACACUCGACCUCUUGACCUAUGCUGACCUGGAGCUGCUACGUAACAGAAAAGCAGGAGUGGUGAGUCGUCCUCGUGGCCAUCAACAGCCCUCUGCUCUCACUGCCAAAAGAUAUCUAAUCCUCAUAUACACUGUGGAGUUUGACAGGAUACACUACCCUUUACCCCUGCCCUAUGUGGGUAAGCCUGACCCGGCUGCACUACAGAAGGAAGUCAGAGCUCUGAGGGCAGAGCUCAGCACUGUCACAUGUCAUGGAGUUAACAAAUCUGCAGAACUAGAAAUACAGCGACUACGAGCAGAGCUGGCUCUGGUGAAAGAAGAGAAGGAGGCCAUGGCCAAGGUUCUGGAGCGACUGCAGCUCGGUGAAAGUGGUUCCACAGCCGGACGAGAGGACUGGAGGGUGAGAGACGUGGUGAGGACGCUGGAGGAGCAGCUUGUCAAGGAGAGGGCCAAAAGUCAACGCUCGGCUAGCAAGAGGUGCCAGGAGCAGCGACUCCUGUUGGAGCAGUUGGAGGAGCUGAGGGCAUCGGAGUGCGCUCUACGCGUUCGUGUCAAGAGUCUCACCAGUGAACUAGCGUUACUACGGAGAGGCCGAGUGACUCCUGUGUCUGCUCGCAUCAGCUCCCGAGUUGACGGGGAAAUCUACCGCUCUCUCUCACGCGAGAGGAGGACGGGGUACGGCACUGUCAGGGCUCGCUCGGGAUCCAGAGAACGGAUGGAGAACAGAGUGCAAAGGUCAGAGGAAAGAGGACGAAGAGCGGACUCCUCAGGACCACGUGCUCGCAUACCCAGGCCGUCACCCUCCCCCACUGGGUCACGGGUACCACGCUUUGACCCAACUGCUUACAUCCAGGACAGACAGCGCAGGCAGAAAGAGGCAGAACUCAAAAAACAGAGGAAGGUACGGAGGGACAUGCUGACAUCACCUAUUGUCCCUGAGAGAGGGCGAUCACGUUCCAGAGAGGCUUAUCCUCAGAUGGCCCGGUCCGGCAGCAGGGGCAGGAGUUUAUCUGUGGAGCGGAGAGGGAGCAGGAACUCCUCUGAGAGCUCGUUAGUGGAUAUGGAGGAAAUGGCCAAAACUCUGUUCAGAGGAAGAAAACAGACUUACAAUGGACCCAGUGUGGUGAGUGACAUGUCUAGAGCAGGCCUUUUGACCAGAAAGCCAUUAUGCAGUACUCCGUCACACAGAAUGAAAGACAAAGACACCUCUGUAGAUACAGGUACUGAGCUGUCGGAAAUUGAUGCCAGGCUGCAGGCACUUCAGGAAUACAUGAGGGACCUAGAUACAGGACACUAACCACCACAGCACAACCUGCUGUUCAAGCCAUUCGUGGAUUUGCUCCCUGACGGCUGCACAGCUCGGAGCUCAGGCCAUCUUUUUGUUUUACCGUGCACAGACUGGGAAACACAUGAUGCCUCAAACAUGAGCGAUGGGUUUACCAGCGAAUCUGUGCUCACGUAAGAGACUAAAACUCCUUCUGGAGGGUCAGACGUCCAGGACUUCAGGAACCUACAGCAAUCACUGUGAAGGACUACUUUUUGAGGACUGAAAUUAUUAUUUUUUUUUAAAUAUACCAAGUUUUUAUUAAUUAACUUAAAACUUGACUAUGUCUGAGCGUACUGUUACAACUCACAAAACCAACUAAGAUCGUUGCAUGGAUGUAAGAUUUGGCCGUACCUUAGUCCAUAAACCCUCUACGUGCUUUUUGAAGUUUCCAUUACGUUUUUAUCUGAUUGACCGUAUGGUUUGCAUUCUUUCAUCUUCCAGAUUCUUUGUCUUGAAUGUGAUUGUGUGGCAGUAGAUCAACAUUUCAUAACCCUGUUAAACCUGUGAUGAACUGUUGUGUCUUCCACCCAGUGCAUGCUGGGAUACACUCCAGCUCCUCUACCCUGAAAGGCAGUAAGCAAGCAGAGGGCAUGACUGACUGGAUGCAUGUCAUUACAGAAUUUGGCGGUGACAUGUCAUUCCAGCCAAAGUCUGCAUUUUCAGUGUGUAUGUUUUAAUGUCUGCUCUCUUUCCUGCUCGACCCUGAAUUCAACAUAUCCAGUGCAUUUGAAGCAUUAUAGUUGAUACCAUUAUAUAACCUCGUAUUAAAAUGUAGCAUUUUUUACUGUUUGAAGUUAAGUGAACGUACAUUCCCUUUCAGGUUAUAUCCCAAACUCAAGCAUAAGACAUUAAUUUUGUUAAGGGAACGAUUCUCCUGGUCAAAGAUAAAUCAUUUUGGACAGACUAUGGAUGUUUGUAUUUAUGUGUACACACAUCCAUACUACUUUCAUGGUGAUCAUGCAUGCAAGCAUAUGAACACUGACACCUUUCUUAUAAUAGCGAAACUGCCAAAUUUUGUAUGAAACUACUGUAUGUAUACAUGCACAAAGACUGUUAUUCUAAAUUUUCCCCAGACUGAUGCCUUUUAUACCAUUGAAAAUAUAAUUUAUA